UUGGUAUUAAAGUUGAGCAAUAUCCUCUUGGAAAUCUUGUUCUGAUGGAAGUUGUCAAUGAUCGCCCUUGUUUGCGUGUUUUUAUGCAGUUGCAGGUGUCGGGACGCUCCUCAUUUGCUACCAGGGCAUGAUUCGCGCUUGCAAAGGUUGUACAGCAUUGCAUUCAACACACACCUUUUUUUUCUAGAAUCGCCAAUGUCGAUUUGUCCAAUUGGGUCGUCCUAAUUAUCUAACAGACAACAUAGCUCACUGCAGCCGGGCUUUACCUCCGCACGCAUCACAACUUCCCCGGCCGGAGGCCCAAACUGCUGGGAAGAUAUCUUUGCACGUAUUGGAAAGUCGAGGCACGAAUUUUAUAUCGACUGACCUCGAAGAGUCUGCUAGACUGUACGACCAACGACAUCUCUUGCAUCAGUCACAUAUACACACUUACGAAUAGACGCAUGCACAAUUCGAUAGGCAACACUGUAGUGGGUCCUGAGCUCCAGAAAUCUUCUACUCUCCUGAGUAAUUCACCAAUCAAGGGCGUCUCACGUCACAUACUCAUAAACUGUCCAACGUGCUCCUCUUUAGAGCCAGUCUUCCAGUUCGAUUGGGUCAGCUGGUCGUUCGAGGCUCCGAGCAUAAAUACCUCCCUUGGGUAGUUAUAUGUUUGAGUACAGCAUAGCAGCACAGCUUUUAGGGAGAGAGACCUGCAUUUAAUAUAAUUGCUUGCUUCCAACAUUUUGCCUUGUCACCUGACUUUGCAAUCAGUCCAUAAUUUGAUUCACCUUUGUGUGCGUGGAUUAUCUUUUACAUCGAGAUAACAAUAUUGUCUCGAAUUAGAAAAAUACGAGCUUAACUCAAUAAACUUUCACAAGCACUUCUCUGACUUGGAAAUCACAUUUCAAAAUGCUUGGAGGGAUAUCACUGACAAAAUUUGCCCCAGCGGCCAAAAGCUGCCCCUUUAUUUUCACAAGAUCAACAGGGGUGAAUAGUGCUGCAGUACCUCGGAAAUGCUUUCACGUCGCUGCACGAAACUUAUCUUCGAAGCCUAAAGUACCUCUUAUCUCAACAAGGCAAUUUCGAUCAAAUGCGUCAGGUCGAGCAGCAGUAACCGAUCUUCCUAUGUUCCAUGAUGGACCUGUCCCAGCACCAUACGAACCUCCAACUACAGCAAAAGUACCUGGAUUACCAGUCUACGAUGCUUCCCUUUCUGACAGGGCCGCAUACUGGCAAAAAAUUCCUCGCUGGGCUAAUGUCACAGAAGCUCAAUUCUUAAAAUAUAAGUUUCAUACAAUCCAUACCAUAUCCACUAUAAUGCAGUUAGAAAUUUUCAUGUUGGAAGUUUUGCCCCCAGUCCUUCGAAGACACCCCGAUUUUCCCGGCAUUGUCACUCGUGAGGACUUCAUCGAGGACGUCAAGGAAGGGAUCAAGUUGGCACCUAUGUCGAUUCGCUUGCCACCUCACGUCCUUAGUAUAAUCGACUGGGAAAAUCCGUUCGAAGAUCCCAUUCGUCGCCAGUUUAUACCUAUGAAGUCAAGUAAACUCGAAGAUCACCCCAAAGUUGAGUUGGACUCAUUGCACGAGUCUGAUGACUCUCCGGUGGAAGGUUUCGUUCAUAGGUACUAUGACAAAGCUUUAUUCUUAGCAACAUCAACAUGCCCUCUAUACUGUCGUUUUUGUACUCGUUCAUGGUCUAUUGGGCCUGAUAUGCAAAACGUCAAGAAAACCACAUUCAAGCCUCAACGAAAACGAUGGGAAGAUAUUUUCACUUACAUCGAAGAUACCCCUCAACUUCAAGACAUCGUAGUUUCUGGCGGAGAUUGCUAUAUUUUAACCGCUGAUAACCUUCGUCUAAUUGGCGAACGACUUAUUUCUAUUCCUCAUAUCAAAAGGUUUAGAUUUGCCACGAAGGGUCUUGCUGUUUCUCCUGCGCGCAUCCUUGACGAUAGCGAUGACUGGGCAGCUGAGAUGAUUAGACUCUCAGCAGUGGCUAAGAAGGCAGGAAAGAGUAUGGCUAUCCAUACACAUUUCAAUCAUCCUCGGGAGAUGACCUGGGUUUCAAAAAUGGCACUCCAAAAAUUACACGAGAAUAAUGUUACCGUGAGAAACCAAACUGUCCUACUCAAGGGUGUUAACGAUGAUGUGGCCACCAUGAGUAGCCUCAUCAAAAUUGUGGCUGACAACAACGUCAUUCCCUACUAUGUCUACCAAGCCGAUAUGGUACAAUACGUGGAAGAUCUCCGGACACCACUCUCCACAAUUCUUCAACUCGAACGUCACAUCCGCGGGUCCAUUGGUGGUUUCGUAACACCCAACUUCGUCGUCGAUCUUCCUGGUGGUGGCGGUAAACGUCUUGCCGCAUCAUAUGAUACCUACGAUCCCAUUACUGGGCGCUCAACCUUUACUGCACCUGCAGUCACCGGUAAAAACAAGGAGAACAGAGUCUACGAAUACUGGGAUCCAUUACACUCUCUUCCAAAAUUAACCUCAUCCUCUUAGAGAAUAACCCAAUUUCAUCAAGUAAGAUAAUGGCUGGUAGAUAGAUAGUUAUUUGCUUUGGUGGCACCUACGGAGUUAUCCUUUCGCUCGUUGGUACUUGGUACAUAUACCGAGUUUUCGAGUUCUUCGCGAGCGCAUGCUUUACGGUCCAAAAAUUUCUGUAUCUGGAUUUUAUCCCGAUUUGUUAUUAUAUGAACGCGCGAGUCUAGAUACUGGUUCUAUUUUUGAUGUUGUUCUCUGUUAUGUUUGUUUUGUGGUGGCACGUUUGAUACUUUUGGGACAUAUGGCAACUUCACAGUACCUGCUUCUUUCUUGAAUGCUGAAUUGGUUUGCUUUUGCUUGUGCACGAAUUCUAAGUUAUAAAUUAGGCUUGGUUUCAUGGGGUUUGGAUUGUGGAUGAUACAAGAGUGGUUGGAAGAGAGGGAGGGAAAGACAUCGAUACCAGUUCGAAUAGGCCAAGGAAUUGAUACUGAGUCACUUUGUGGUUUCUCCUGACUCUAUCUUUAAUGGUUCACAUGGGUGGAGACUUUCGCUUGAGAGGAAUUGAUGAAAGGGGAAGUAAAUAUCUGGUCAUUAGUUACCUUACCUACUACUCGUUUGAAUGAGAAUCAAAAGUUAUCAUUUCUUCCAAUA
Botrytis porri is the source of this 3117-nucleotide messenger RNA. RefSeq lists its product as uncharacterized. Lineage: Eukaryota; Fungi; Ascomycota; Leotiomycetes; Helotiales; Sclerotiniaceae. Gene Ontology annotation, molecular function: iron-sulfur cluster binding; catalytic activity. The transcript is spliced from 5 exons. Bases 892 to 2484 code for a protein of 530 amino acids. The record is from RefSeq and is a predicted model, not a curated record.